ACAAAGAGAAAGCAGAUUAGGCUACAUGCCUCAGCUUUCUUCUUCCUCCUCAAUCACUCAAUCGUACAAUCAUGGCAAGUGCAGGCGGAGGUAGAGGAAGGGGCGGAUUUGGCGGAGGGAGAGGUGGAAGGGGUGGAAGAGGUGGUGGUGGAAGUAGUGGUGGUGUACACGCAUUGCCCAUGGGAGCAUUAACUUGGAACGAUUUCGCAGAAGCAGAUAAAGCAAAACCAAACAGGCAUGCAUAUCCUCCAAUGGAAGAACAACCGAUCCUACGUAAACCAAACGAAAGAGAAACGAGAAUAAUUGCAAGGCAAUUAGCAUUCGUUGAAGCACAAAGGCAAACACCUUGGUGGAUUAGACCAUUAGAUCAAAAUACUCAAUUUAAACAACAAUCUACUGCUGCAAAUGCCGCUGCCAAUUCUGUGGUUGGAGGGAAUGCAGGGGUUCCAGCAGCUUCGGCAGGUGCAGCAAGUGGUGUGAAACGAUCCAGUGCUUACUUACCACGUUAUUCGGAUAAAUUCAGAAAGACGAACGGAAUCAAUAAUGGAGAAGAAGCCGAAAAGGUACUUCCUUCGUCAACCGACCUAGACAGCCUGACGUUACAAGAUGAAACAUUGCUGAAUAUGCUACAAAAACAAGCAUUUCCCAAUGGGCUAUGGCGUACAUACGUAGAAGGAGAGAACAAAAGAUACGAAAAACGGCAAGAAGCGGUUGCCAAUGCAAAGAAAAGAAGAAGUGAUUGGCGAAAGAUUGUUACUGGCGUAGAACUUGCCGGCACUGAUGACAUUUCUGAUGGAGCACAUUCAGACGAUGAGGUUGGAGAAGAUGCUUAUCAAGAUGAAUAUGAAGAUGAUGUCGAAGAUGAUUAUGCGGACAAUUACUUUGACAACGGUGAAGAUGAUGAUCAGCUGGAUGAGGGUGGGGCAGGGGAAGCAGAUGAUGCAUACGACUGAACGAUUUUCAUGUAAAUAAUUGUACUAUAUUUCAAGCUUACACGUUU
Messenger RNA from Meira miltonrushii, 1000 nucleotides. RefSeq lists its product as uncharacterized. Bases 72 to 953 code for a protein of 293 amino acids. The record is from RefSeq and is a predicted model, not a curated record. NCBI's taxonomy places the organism in Eukaryota, Fungi, Basidiomycota, Exobasidiomycetes, Exobasidiales, Brachybasidiaceae. Gene Ontology annotation, biological process: transcription by RNA polymerase III. The transcript has a single exon.